CCCGCGCCGGCGAGCCGCCCGCCGCCGCACCGGCAGCGUCGGCCGCCUCGCGGGCAGGAUUACAGAUCUACCUCCGGGGAGUGCGCUGUGAAGUUCGCGGGCCCCCGAGGCCGACCAGUGGGCCCCGGCGGCCACUCGCCCGGGACCGGACCCGUGCCAGUGAGUGAGAGUGCGCCGGCGGCGGGAUGGGAGCCCCGCCGUCGGCCUGAGCGUCGCGCGACGGCCCGCAUCGCCGCCCGCCAGCUGUAGAUGUGCAGCCUGGCAGCGCUGGCGCGCGGCUGCCGGCCCGCCGCCAAGCCGUGCUGCCUGUGCUGGUGCUGCUGCUGCUCCUGCUCCUGGGCUAAAUGGUUAGCGGCGCGCGGCGCAGAGGGGGGGCCGGGCAAGAAGCCGCGCACGGCCGGCCCGCACGAGCCGCUGCUGCUGGACGGCGACGCCCCGCCCAGCCUCGAGGAGGUGCAGAGCUGGGGGCAGUCCUUCGACCGCCUCAUGCGCAGCGCCGCGGGGCGCAAGGUGUUCCGGGACUUCCUGCGCGGCGAGUACUCGGAGGAGAACAUCAUGUUCUGGCUGGCGUGCGAGGAGCUCAAGCGCGAGACGGACCCCGACGCCGUGGAGGAGAAGGCGCGUUUCAUCUACGAGGACUACAUCUCCAUCCUGUCGCCCAAGGAGGUGUCGCUGGACUCGCGCGUGCGAGAGACCGUCAACCGCAACAUGGUGGAGCCCACGCCGCACACCUUCGACGAGGCGCAGCUGCAGAUCUACACGCUCAUGGGCCGCGACUCCUACCCGCGCUUCGUCAACUCGCCGCUCUACAAGACCCUGGCGCGCCUCUCCGCCGGCUCGCCCUCCGCCCCUGCGCCGCCCGCGCCCCCCGUCGUGACCCCCGCCGCCGACGGCAAGUGACGCCCCCCGUGUAAAUACAGACUCGUUCGGCGAACGUUAACUAUAACAAACGGGUACUAAUUUUGUAUAUAGCUAGGUUAAGUGUAACAGUAGGUGAGGCGCGCGCGGCCGCCGCUGCGGCAACUUCGCUGGUCCACCGCCGCCUGCGCCCCUCCCCCGGCCCCGCCCCUCUGUCCCCCGCCCGCCCAUGCACAACUCCCCCGACGCGCCUCCGCGUCUCGUCUCUAGUUAGAAGCAAUAAAGGUGGACCAAUUAAGUUUGCCCGAGAGUCAACGAAUAAAUUGUGAAUGUAAAUUUGUGUUAACUUCGUUAGGGUAUGUGACGCUCGCCGCUCGCGAGAGACGUUUCUCUGUGUAUCUCUAAGUCGAGACUCUCCUGCGUAAUGAAACUCUAAACUACUUACUUCAUAAGGAAAUAACUUGAAAUUAUUUUACGAAACAUUUGUUAUCGAUGACGAUGUAAACAACAUACUUUCUGAAACUCU
Molecule: messenger RNA, 1384 nt
Organism: Aricia agestis (brown argus)
Lineage: Eukaryota; Metazoa; Arthropoda; Insecta; Lepidoptera; Lycaenidae
Gene: Dhit
Product: regulator of G-protein signaling 19
Exons: 6
Coding region: 250-900 (216 amino acids)
Source: RefSeq, a predicted model, not a curated record